AUGGAUAUAUCUUCCUUUAAAAAAAUUCUUAAUACAGAAUCUACAUCGAUAACUUCUGCAGUGGGUAAUUCAGUAGAUAACACUAAUCAUGUUCUAGCAAUUAAUGAAAAUAAUAUAUCCAAAGAACAAAAAAGAGAUGACGACUCCGACGACGAAUAUUAUCAUAAGAAAUCAACUAGUUCCAAGCAGCGCUCUUCCGCCUCUAAAGUACAAGAAGAUUCUAAUUCAGUUUCUUCUUUCGCUUCUAAAAAACACAAAAGACAAGAAGAUUCUAUUUCAGUUUCUUCUUUCGCUUCUAAAAAACACAAAAAACAAGAAGAUUCAGAUUAUUUAAAAAUUUAUUAUAACCACACUAAUGAAUCGGUAUAA
Ambispora gerdemannii is the source of this 369-nucleotide messenger RNA. The record is from the annotation of a GenBank genome assembly. NCBI's taxonomy places the organism in Eukaryota, Fungi, Glomeromycota, Glomeromycetes, Archaeosporales, Ambisporaceae.